This is a messenger RNA of Effrenium voratum, 636 nucleotides long. Lineage: Eukaryota; Dinophyceae; Suessiales; Symbiodiniaceae. The record is from the annotation of a GenBank genome assembly.
AUGCGGGAAGCACCCGCGCUUAGGGACAAGAUUGUCAUUGCGCACCGCAGGCGCCUCGUCAGCAAACGCUACGCCAACGAUCUUCUGGCAUUCAAGCAGACCCACGGACUGCAUCCGGGAUACGAACACGCAAGAUUUCGCGAUAUAGAUCAUUCUGUGCGCACGGGCACCAUCCCCUUCACGAUCGUCAGGAACCCCUGGGCCCGCACGUUUUCGCGCUACAAGUUCUAUCUCCAGACCGGCGGCGGCGACCUUCCCGGGCGCAGCCUGUCGAUAGAGGGUUUCGAAGAGUUUCUGGAAACGCGGCACGAAUUCGGAUCGAAACCGUUUUUCUGGCAUCGCGCGUCUCUGGGCUGGUACCCGCAAACCGACUACGUGAUUGACGAGGCCGGUGUGCGCCGGGUGAAUGCUUUGCGUCAGGAAAACCUGGGUGAGGAAGUCGCGCGCUAUUUUGGCAUCGACGAGCGCUUGGAGCGCAAAAAUGUGUCCCGCGAUGCCGGCGCCUCAUACAGGAAAUUCUAUACGGAAAACACAAUUCAGGUGAUCGCCGACUGGUAUGCAUCCGAUAUCGAGAUGUUCGGAUUCGACUUCGACACGCCCGCGCGACGCGGAACCGUUUUUUCCGAAGGCACCUGA